Molecule: messenger RNA, 1948 nt
Organism: Hippoglossus stenolepis (Pacific halibut)
Lineage: Eukaryota; Metazoa; Chordata; Actinopteri; Pleuronectiformes; Pleuronectidae
Gene: hexim1
Product: HEXIM P-TEFb complex subunit 1
Exons: 1
Coding region: 360-1454 (364 amino acids)
Biological process (GO): negative regulation of transcription by RNA polymerase II; negative regulation of cyclin-dependent protein serine/threonine kinase activity
Cellular component (GO): nucleus; nucleoplasm; cytoplasm
Molecular function (GO): 7SK snRNA binding; cyclin-dependent protein serine/threonine kinase inhibitor activity
Source: RefSeq, a predicted model, not a curated record
UCUUGAGGAGCACACUGGACACUGUUGUGAGGGCGGAACGUGGUCUCCGGGUGAACGACAGCUGUGACAGCAUCGAAACAGUUAAUGGUAGUUAGCGACAGUUGCUCUGACAAACCCUCGGAGGAGUAACAAGUGUGUACUGCUCGGAAGUUUACUUUUACACACUUAGUUUUUUUACACAUCAGCUAAACUUCCGUCAGUGGCUCUUGUCUCAUUCUGGCAUAAGAAUCAUUUCGUUUGAAAAAAAAAAAGAAAAAAAAGUUUGACGUCUUUUAAUGAACUUUUGAAGCUGAGAUUCGAAAGCGUCAACGUAGUUUGGAAAUGCGUUAAAGCGGAGCGAUCGGAGCGGAUCGAGCAGGAUGACGGAACCAGCGGAGCGGACCCAUCACCUGAGAACUUCGGGCAGCCCAUCAGGUGGGAGCAGCCGAGACGCGCUGGAGCAUCUCCCAGUCAGCAGCCGUGGAGGACCCGUGAACGGCGACAGGGGGCGACAGAGGGAGCAGAAGCGGCGGCAGCAGCAGCAGCAGCGGGCGGAGAGCUGCGGAGAUAUCAACACAGACAAGUUAUGGCAAAUGAGAGGCGGCCAGAGGGGGGUGUGCCCUGCCUUGUCGGCCGGAAACUUGCUUCCAGUGUCCCCGAUCGCAGCGCAGGAGCACCAGAAAGCCGGUGUUCACACAGCGGGCGAGAAAAACGGCGAAGGCGCACCGCUGCAGGACACUUUGGACCAGGUGCAGGAGGAGAAUCUGCACAUCGACUCCGACACCGGCUUGGACUCGCGCCUGGGUAAGAAGAGACACCGGCGCAGGACCACCAGGAAGAGGCGCAACUGGAAGCCUUAUUACAAACUUUCCUGGGAGGAGAGGAAAGCCCUGGAGGAGAAAGAGACUGCCAGGGCUUCCCGCCUGAGAGAGGAGAUGUUCGCCAAAGGGCUCCCGGUGGCCCCGUACAACACCACACAGUUCCUGAUGGACGAGCACGACCGGGAGGAGCCCGACCUCAACACCGAGACCGGGGUCAAGCGGCCCUCGGGGGUCGGUGGUCGCAUGGAGGACACGGGCAGCGAGGAGGAACUCUUCGACAACGAAGAGGAGGACGAGGAUGACGGCAGCGGCGGAGGCAGCGACGGCAUCGGGAGGCCCGGGAACGCAGGUGGGGAGUUUCUCCAGAGAGACUUUUCCGAGACCUACGAGAUGUACCACGUCGAGAGCCUGCAGAACAUGACCAAACAGGAGCUGGUGCAGGAGUACCUGGAGCUGGAGAAGUGCAUGUCCCGGCUGGAGGAGGAGAACAACCGGCUGAGGCGCGCCGUGGAGCCCGGGGGUCUGACCGUGGAGAGCUCCCUGGUCCGGCUCCGAGAGCUGGAGAGGGAACUGGACAAACUGAGGGUCCAGAACACGGAGCUCCUCCUGCAGAACCAGCCGAGCAGCGACAGGGCCCAGGUCGCCACCAACUAGAGGACACUAGUUAACACCGUUUGAAAGAGGUAACACAACGGGACUAUUGCGUUUUAAAAAAGUGUCAUCAGUUUUCUGUAAUCAGUUUGUCAUCUGGACUGUUGAGUCCUUGCAUUACAAUGCAAUACUUGACGUUUAUUUUCUAUUUGGACUGUAAAGGGUGUCCUGUUGUUGUUUUCUUUUUUCAAGAUGAAAUGUAAAUACUUCAAAAAAAUAUGGUUCUUUUUAUAAAGAGAAUGUAUUUGACAACGCGAGGAUAUUUUGUUGGUUUCAAUUGAACAUUUACUCUUUCGUUUUUGAUUUUGAUCAAAUCAAACAUUGUAUGUUGCCCCCACCAUUAAUAAAAAAAAAUUAAAAAAAACACAGAAUAACAAAUGACAGCUUAUUGGGCCAGCUUGCAAAAGACUGUUUUGCAGAAGUCAAUUCCAGAGUGGACGUUUUAACAGUUGUGUGUUAAUAUUAAGUUCAAAUAAAAUUUUGAAAUUCUGCCUAAA